Molecule: messenger RNA, 1329 nt
Organism: Maudiozyma saulgeensis
Lineage: Eukaryota; Fungi; Ascomycota; Saccharomycetes; Saccharomycetales; Saccharomycetaceae
Source: the annotation of a GenBank genome assembly
AUGAGUACGUCAAUGAUUCAAGAUCAAAAUUUUGCUACAGGAGAUUUCAGUGAAGAUAUAAAGGAGGAGGUCCUAGAUUUGCUUAAGACAAGAACAAUUAGCGAUGUCAAAGAUUAUUUAUUGGAUAUAAACCGUAAAUUAUCGGUUACGGAGGAGGAGUUUAACAAGGAAUUGAAAGUACAUUAUUCUGUUAUCUUACAUGUAAUCCAAAAUAUUUCCUUAUUGCAUAAUGAUCUAAGUAAAACUGACACAGAAUUUAGAGAAUUGUGUUUUAAUGAUAGCCUUUAUCAAAUUAGUAAAUUACCUACAUUUGAACCCAAAAUGUUGUCGGUUGAGCAUCAUGCACUGGACAGUAAUAAUAACAAUAACAAUAACAAUGAUGAUAAAGAUUUACAAAGUGUGACAUUAAGAGUUACUAAUUGGGUCCUGGCUGUAACAACUUUUAUUGAUCGAUUCACUAAUUCUAAUGAUAAUAGAAAUGCUUUCUUUGAAGACAUGAUUACGCGUUCAUUGAAUCUAAGCAAUGAUAAUAAUGAAUCGAUAUUUGUUAGAUAUCAGGACAUUAUCAAAAAUAAAUCUCGAUCUUUACAAGAGUAUAUUGUCGAAUCGUCGAUAGCCCAUAGGAUAAUACUGAACCUCGAACAAAGUAUCGAUGUAUUUAAUCUUUUCCACUCAACAGUGUCUUUUUUCUCGUGGGACAAAUCUUUAACGGAACAGUAUAAUAAUUUAUUGUAUGAUAUGAUACUAGAGGACUACGAUCUUGAAUCGUUGUAUGGUAAUGAAAAUAUGGGCAAUAUCAACACUCCAUCAGUAAGGGAUUUUUUGCAAUCAUCUUUAUUCAAGAAUAAUGUAAUCCAAAGACUAAUUAAUAAUAUAGAGGACCAAUUGACUCAGUUAGAGAUGAGUAGGAACCUAACAUCCGCAGUGGUGGAAACAGCAAAAACAAAUGAAGAACAUGAUAAUGAUUAUGAUGAAGAGGAUGAUAUGGAUGAUGAAAUAUCGACGAUUGUAUAUCAAUCACUCAUGCAAUCUAUGGGUCUUACAUCUGAUCACGAUAUCACCGGGUAUGAUAACACAGAAUUAAUAAUGGACCAAUUAAAAAGCUUAGAGGAUCUAAAUGCAGAUGCAACAAGGGUCCAAAUUUUAAGGGAUAGACUGCUAGCAUAUUUACUAGCAAAACAAAAAUCACUUCCAGAGAAUGAUAAAGUUACACAGCCACAAAACACCGAUGACACAGUACAAGCCAUUUUGGACAAUUACAACAAGACCAAUCUUGAAGAUUUGAUCAGCCAACAAAUAAAGAGACUAUGCAACACAGCAACCAACUAA